Vigna unguiculata (cowpea) is the source of this 1322-nucleotide messenger RNA. RefSeq names its product transcription factor RAX2-like. NCBI's taxonomy places the organism in Eukaryota, Viridiplantae, Streptophyta, Magnoliopsida, Fabales, Fabaceae. The record is from RefSeq and is a predicted model, not a curated record.
GUCUCUUAUUUAUAAGGCACAAGCACUACCCACCAAAUCUUCAUUCAGAUCAGAAAGUGAGAGUUUGGAAAAUUUUCAGGGAAUACUCAAAAGAAAAGAGAUAUGGGAAGAGCUCCAUGUUGUGACAAAGCAAGUGUUAAGAAAGGGCCAUGGUCACCAGAAGAAGACACAAAGCUAAAGGACUACAUAGAGAAAAAUGGAACUGGAGGGAAUUGGAUUGCUCUUCCUCAGAAAGCUGGUCUUAAGAGAUGUGGGAAGAGUUGCAGAUUGAGAUGGCUCAACUAUCUCAGACCCAACAUUAAGCAUGGAGAUUUCUCGGAUGAAGAAGACAGAAUAAUUUGCAGCCUCUAUGUUAACAUUGGAAGCAGGUGGUCAAUUAUAGCUGCUCAGUUACCAGGAAGAACAGACAAUGAUAUCAAGAACUACUGGAACACCAAGUUGAAGAAAAAGCUCAUGGGGUUGCUUCCUCUUUCCCAUCACACAAAACAACCUUCAUUUCCAUCAUCUAACCUUCAAAACCCUUCUCCUUCGUCUCACCAACUGUACGGAGAGUACGGCACCUACAUCCCAGUCACAGGCAUGGAACAUCUCGUUACCCUUCCUUAUGAAAGCACAACAACCUCAGUUUCUCAAACCUUGUACCAAAACCAAGACAACAUGGGCGGCGUUAAUCCCAUGCAAUGCUAUUACCCUGUGAGUGAUAGCAUGGUGAUGUUUGGAAGCGAAGGAAGUUGCAGUUCCUCCGACGGAAGCUGCACACAGGGAAGAGAAAUGAAGCAAGAAGAAAUCGGGUACCACAGCUACAAUAACCAUAACUUGAUGCUGAGUUACAACACUAACGAUGGAGAUAAAUCAUCAUGUGUGGGAGGGUUGUUGGGGCAAACGCUAACAGCGUUGGAUUAUGAUCUUGAGGAUAUUAAGCAACUGAUUAGUAGCAGUAGCAGCAGUUUGAAUAAUAAUAAUAAUAAUAAUGUUGAUGAAAACAAGGGAGAAGAGAAGGCGAUGUACUGCUGCUACUACUAGUGACUGCAACUGAUGAUGAUGAUGAUGACUGACUACUGGUAAAAGAUAUGAUGAUGGAGGAAGAAGGGUAUGUUGGUGUGGCAAAGAUUCAGGAUAUUGAUGACAUUUUCUGGGGCUCUGUGUUCUUUGAUUAAAUGAAACAUUUCUUGUUUUGACAGUACAUGGUAAAAGUUUCUUUAUAUUUUGUGCAUAUCUUCUCGGAAGUGGUGAUGAUGAUUACGAAGACGAUGAUGUUAGAUUUUUGUUGAGUAUGUAUAUGAAAAAACUAUUGAAGUGAUUCAAUAUCUUUCUCUUCUUAA